This is a messenger RNA of Propithecus coquereli (Coquerel's sifaka), 2971 nucleotides long. RefSeq names its product sel-1 suppressor of lin-12-like (C. elegans) (gene SEL1L). The record is from RefSeq and is a predicted model, not a curated record. Gene Ontology annotation, cellular component: endoplasmic reticulum membrane. The transcript is spliced from 21 exons. NCBI's taxonomy places the organism in Eukaryota, Metazoa, Chordata, Mammalia, Primates, Indriidae. Bases 115 to 2499 code for a protein of 794 amino acids. Gene Ontology annotation, biological process: ERAD pathway. Gene Ontology annotation, molecular function: protein binding.
GCGGAGGAAGGAGACUAGAGCAGGAAGAGCAGUGGCGAGGCAGUGGCGGCUGUGUCCGUGGUGGCAGAGGCGAAGGCGACAGCUCCGUGGGUUGGCAGCGGCCGCGAGAGCAGGAUGCGGGUCCGGUUAGGGCUGACGCUGCUGCUCUGUGCGGUGCUGCUGGGCUCGGCCUCGGCGUCCUCAGAUGAAGAAGGCAACCAGGAUGACUCCUUAGACUCCAAGACUUCUUUGCCAUCAGAUGAGUCAGUAAAGGACCAUACCACCACAGGCAGAGUAGUCGCUGGUCAGAUAUUUCUUGAUUCGGAAGAAUCAGAAUUGGAAACCCAUAUUCAAGAAGAGGAAGACAGCCUCAAGAGCCAGGAGGGGGAAAGUGUCACAGAAGAAAUCAGCUUUGUAGAAUCUCCAAAUCCAGAAAACAAGGACGAUGAAGAACCAAAGAAAGUACAGAAACCAGCUCUGACCGCCAUCGACGGCACAGCACAUGGGGAGCCCUGCCACUUCCCUUUUCUUUUCCUGGAUAAGGAGUAUGACGAAUGUACAUCAGAUGGGAGGGAAGAUGGCAGACUGUGGUGUGCUACAACCUAUGACUACAAGGCUGAUGAAAAGUGGGGCUUUUGUGAAACUGAAGAGGAGGCUGCUAAGAGACGGCAGAUGCAGGAAGCAGAAGUGAUGUAUCAGACUGGAAUGAAAAUUCUCAAUGGAAGCAAUAAGAAAAGCCAGAAAAGAGAAGCAUAUCGAUAUCUUCAAAAGGCAGCAGGCAUGAACCAUACCAAGGCUCUGGAGAGAGUGUCAUAUGCUCUUUUGUUUGGUGAUUACCUGACACAGAAUAUCCAGGCUGCCAAAGAGAUGUUUGAGAAACUGACUGAGGAAGGCUCUCCCAAGGGACAAACUGCUCUUGGCUUUCUUUAUGCCUCUGGACUUGCUGUUAAUUCAAGUCAGGCAAAGGCCCUUGUAUAUUACACUUUUGGUGCUCUUGGGGGCAAUCUAAUAGCCCACAUGGUUUUGGGUUACCGAUACUGGGCUGGCAUCGGAGUCCUCCAGAGUUGCGAAUCUGCACUGACUCAUUAUCGUCUUGUUGCCAAUCAUGUUGCUAGUGAUAUCUCACUAACAGGAGGCUCAGUAGUACAGAGAAUACGCUUGCCUGACGAAGUAGAAAAUCCAGGAAUGAAUAGUGGAAUGCUAGAAGAAGAUUUGAUUCAAUAUUACCAGUUCCUGGCUGAAAAAGGUGAUGUACAAGCACAGGUUGGUCUGGGACAACUGCACCUGCAUGGAGGGCGUGGGGUAGAACAAAAUCACCAGAGAGCUUUUGACUACUUCAAUUUAGCAGCCAAUGCUGGCAAUUCACAUGCUAUGGCCUUCUUGGGAAAGAUGUAUUCAGAGGGAAGUGAUAUUGUACCCCAGAGCAACGAGACAGCUCUUCACUACUUUAAGAAAGCUGCUGACAUGGGCAACCCCGUUGGACAGAGUGGGCUUGGAAUGGCCUACCUCUACGGGAGAGGAGUUCAAGUUAAUUAUGAUCUGGCACUGAAGUAUUUCCAGAAAGCUGCUGAACAAGGCUGGGUGGAUGGACAACUACAGCUUGGUUCUAUGUACUAUAAUGGCAUUGGAGUCAAGAGAGAUUAUAAACAGGCCUUGAAGUAUUUUAACUUAGCUUCUCAGGGAGGGCAUAUCUUGGCUUUCUAUAACCUCGCGCAGAUGCAUGCCAGCGGCACAGGUGUGAUGCGAUCAUGUCACACUGCGGUGGAGUUGUUUAAGAAUGUAUGUGAACGAGGCCGUUGGUCUGAGAGGCUUAUGACUGCCUAUAACAGCUAUAAAGAUGGCGAUUACAAUGCUGCAGUUAUCCAGUACCUCCUACUGGCCGAACAAGGCUAUGAAGUGGCACAAAGCAAUGCAGCCUUCAUUCUUGAUCAGAGAGAAGCAACCAUUGUAGGUGAAAAUGAAACUUAUCCCAGAGCUUUGCUGCAUUGGAACAGGGCGGCCUCUCAAGGCUAUACUGUGGCUAGAAUUAAGCUUGGAGACUACCAUUUCUAUGGAUUCGGCACUGAUGUAGAUUACGAGACUGCAUUUAUUCAUUAUCGUCUGGCUUCUGAGCAGCAGCACAGUGCACAAGCUAUGUUUAAUCUGGGAUAUAUGCAUGAGAAAGGACUGGGCAUUAAACAGGAUAUUCACCUUGCAAAACGUUUUUAUGACAUGGCAGCCGAAGCCAGCCCAGACGCACAAGUACCAGUCUUUCUAGCACUCUGUAAAUUGGGCGUUGUCUAUUUCUUGCAGUACAUACGGGAAACAAAUAUUCGAGAUAUGUUCACCCAACUUGAUAUGGACCAGCUUCUGGGACCUGAGUGGGACCUUUACCUCAUGACCAUCAUCGCGCUGCUGCUGGGAACGGUGAUAGCUUACAGGCAGAGGCAGCACCAGGACGUGCCUGUGCCCAGGCCUGCAGGGCCACGGCCAGCUCCACCCCAGCAGGAAGGGCCCGCAGAGCAGCAGCCACCACAGUAACAUCUACCAUGUCCAGCCUUGAUCAGUGACAACUAAGGAAGUUGUUUGCUGAGAACACUCGCAUUUGAUUUAGGACUUUGGAUCGGUGGUCACCUCCUGGAAGAGGCACAAAGAAGCAUUGAAUUCCUAAAGCUGCUUAGAAUCUGAUGCCUUUAUUUUCAGGGAUAAGUAACUCUUACCUAAACUAAGUUGAAUGUUUGUUUCAGUGCCAUGUGGAAUAACAAGUCUCAGUGGCUUUCCUUUUUUUUUUUUUUCUUGAAACAUAUGUGAGACACUCAAAAGUAACGUCUAUCCAGCUAUCUUUCUUGGAUCCUUUCGGUCAUUCUUUCAAUGUGCGUAAGUUCUUAUAUCAGCCAUCUUUAAGGUUUUGUGCAUCGACACUAAAAACUGAUCAAUGUAGAAAGGAAAACUGAAUUAGUUGCAAGUUUAAUCUUAAACAUGUUUGAAAGAGAAUAGAACUUGCCUUUUAAGU